AGGCUCACUCAGUUAGCCGCGACUCGCCACGCCGGUCGCCGGGCUCUCGCUCGAACUCUGUGUGAACGUGACCUGUGACCAAACAGUGCUUGUGUGUGUUCAAAUACGGAAAACUAACACAUGUCAGACUUUGGAUGGUGAUUUGUUAAUAAUCGGUACAGAACCAGUAGUGAUUGAUAUGUGCUAGUGCUGUGACGUGUUGAAGUUUUAGUUUAUGAUGUGAACAGUUAUCAGUGAGUGACUAUGCCGUCAGACAGUGGCUCCACCUGGUCGCCGCCGGCCUCCAACAGCGAGAGGAGAUUGAGUAACUCUUCAGAUGGCAGCGCCGGCAGUGGAUAUUCUAAGGCUACAACAGACAGCGCUGACUUCCUCGCAACACGGCCGCACACAGCCGCGGUGCUGCCGGGGAAGCCGGCCACGAACCCGUUGCAGUUCGUGCGGGUGGCGCCCGCCGAGCUGGGCAGCCGCGCCCGCGAGCAGCUGCGGCGGGCCGAGCUCGCCAAGCGCACAGAGCCCGCGCGGGUGGAGCGCCAGGAGGAGUGGCAGUCAAAUCUGGACAACUGGAAAUCUUCGCGGCGGAAGCGAGUGGAACAUAUCAUAGAGCGGUGCGUGGAAGUGAGACGGAUGGAGAACGAGCCUAGCCAGCCGCGGGCCAAGUCCAAAACAUUCAACGAAAUGCUUGAAGAACGAGCGGGAAGACGACGGGUGCCCCUCCCGCUGUACGCAGAGGACGAUGGGCACGAUCUCAGCGACCUCGGCAUCGGCACCUCCAGCACCAAGAGCAGCCUUAGCGAGGACUGCGACACACACAGCUUGGCUAGCGAUGGAAUGGACUUGGACAAGAACCAUUCAGACGUCGACAACUUGUCGAACUGCGAUAACCGCAAGCUUGGCUCCAGCGCCAACGAAUACGACACCUGCACGACCAUGACUAUCAGCUCCCCUGAACCGGAAGAGUACACUUAUGAAGGAGCUAUCGAAGGCUACAAGUCACGAAUAAUCUCCCAAACCAACAGCACUAUCGUGAAAACUGUCGUUAACAAUUCCAAAGAAAAGUCCCCAGAUAAAAUCAAUGGUGACCUAAACAGAAUCAGGACGACAGUCAGCAAUAAAAUAGAGGAAAAAGUUUCCUCGUUCCAAAGAGAGAGAGCUGACGAACGAAAUAAUAAUCAGAAGAAAGACCUACCUAAGGUAGAUAUACAUAAACGAAGAGAACAGUUCGAAAGAGAAAAUUCACAAGAGUCACAAAACAAACCAAAAUUACCUGAUAUUGUAAAUAAAAAGUCAAUUAAGGAAAGACUUUCUAGUUUAGAGAGGUUUACGGAAGAAACAAAUAUUCAAAAAUCGUCGAGUGACCUGAACAAGUUACCUACAGAAGUUAAACCACUGAAAGAGCGGCUUUCCAACCUCGAAAAGGUGAAAUCUGCAUCAACAGAACCUGAUAAGGCUAAAAGACUUUCAAAUGGGGACCUCGGUAAUGCAAAGUCUUUGAAAGAGCGUCUUUCGAGUCUCAAAUCACAAACAUCAGAAGAGGAAAAGAUUACCAAAACGGAGGUUAAAGAAGUAUCUAUGAGUCUAAAAGAGCGCCUUUCAUGCUUAGACGCAGCGAAAAACAAGGAAAUACCUAAGAUUUCGGUAGAAGAACAGACGCUGGUUACGGAAAAAUCUGCAGCCAAAGAAGAAGAGUUAAAUGGUAACCUCAUACAAAACUCACUAAAAGCCAGUUUGACUGGCAUAGAAAAUCAAAUGCAGAGUUUCUGUCGUUCUCUUGAUAGUUUAGACAUUAAUGGUCAAACAUCACCCAGCUCUUUCGAAAGAGUUCAGAGUUUUGAAGAUUUUGAUUGCGCUGAUAUGCAGAACAACACUGCCCACAGCGAUAUUGAAACAGAAGAUAGUGGCAUUCAUACCGCAAAAGACUCUGCUCCGGCAGAUGAUAUUGCAGACUUAACACAAGUAGCUUCUCCAAUAGGAGAGCCGAUGGUCGAAAUAUCCGAAUAUGAGUCCUCCAAUGAAGAUGGCACGAUAGCAUUGGAACCAAUGAAAAUUGAAGAACCUACGGAAAUAAUGUCUGAACCUGUUCAAUCGAUACCAGAAGACAUUGUUAUUGAAGAAAUUGCACAAGAGGAAGCUCAGGAUAUCAGCAAAGCAGAUUCUGAUAGCGCAAGUAACUAUCUUCAAGCGUUAUCACAACCAGAAGAACUUAGCGUUACAGAAGAAGUGACGGAAAUUCAGAUGGAUAAGGAAGAUGAAGAUACGCUUAAGAGUUUGGAUAAUCAGGAUACUAGUGUAAGUUUGAAUGAGCCGGUGUCCACGGGCUCGGAGGGUGAGACGGUGGUGUUCCAGGGCAAGAUGACUAUUCACCUUAACUUAAACGAAAUAUGUAACAAGAAUACUGGUGCUGGGAAUACUAACCUUAAGGAAACUAGCACUAUUAAUGAACUUACUAACCGCAAGAGCAUGCCAAUGGUAAUCGAUGCAUUAGAACUGGCCUUCCAAGAGCUGGACUCUGAAGACAGUUGCGUCAAUAACAGCACCAUGGAAGACUCAGUAAAAGAACCAAAACACACAGAAGCUAAGACAAACGAUGUCCUAGACUUUACAGAGAAGUCAGUCACGCCGUUAUAUGAGAACAUGGAUAUAUUCUUCCAAAAUUCUGUACAUGAUGGAGCAGCUUUCCCGCUAGAUUUGCCUACCAAUGUUAUGGAGCCGCCUAAGGAGAAGCCACCUCCACCGCCUACAGAAGAUGACGAACUUCUUGGCAAUGGUAACUUCAAACACACAAGUUCUGCGCGUAGAAUAAAGAAGGAAAUCCGCAACAAACGUACCAGCUUCCUCGGCAUCGAAGGGCAAGUGGACGACUACCUGGACGCCGACCUCUCCGCGCCCCGGCCCGACAUCACCUCCUUCCUCCAGGAGGAGACAAAGAUCGAGAAACUUCUCUACAAGAGGACGCUGUCUCAUGAUAAUGCUAAGUUGAGAGACAGCAGAGACUCUGGAGUGGACGUGGACCGAGGACCGUCGGCGGAAGCGUGGUACAAACAGUCGUCGCCGGAAACAUCGAAUCCGCACAGCAGACAGAACAGUGAGCCAUACACUAACGUAACGGUAACAUCAGAUGAAGAGGAAGCCUCAAAGAAAUCAGAAAAUUUCGCUUCAAACUUGACCUCCAAACUGACGGACCUGGCACAGCCUGACAUCGACAGCCUGGACAAGAAGCUACAGGAACAACAGGGACGCACUAACGAGGAUUGGCCUGACGGGCACGACGAUGCUCACACAAAGGAGGUUCUGCGUUUUGAACGAGAACUUUUGCAAUUGGAACAAGAAGAGUUAAGGAGACAGCGGGACAAUUUGAUGAGGGAUCAGACAAGGAUCAUCCAGAAGUCAGUUCAGGAUGUGUCCGAGAAACCACCUCUAAGGAAGGCUGCUAGUGAAAAUCAUCGACACUCCAUGCCCAACUUACUGGUUAACGAAUCUUAUACUCCUGUGGAGCCACAGCCAGAGGUGAAAUACGAUGAUAGUAUAAAACGGAAGCCCUUUGUGUCCGAGGAGCAUAUACAGAGGCAUUUUGGUGUAGAAGAGAGUCGGAAGGUGUUGUAUGAAGACACCAGGGAAGAUGUAAGGAGACGGCCGCCGCAGCCUGUUCUACCGCCGAAGCCACGGAGUCGAGAGUCCAUCGAACGGGAGAUUACUAUGAGGAGUAGCAGAGUGCCUUCAGCGGUGGAAUACGCCAACGUGGAGCGCACGGCGCAUGUGCAGCUGCGAUCCAAGCCUGCGCCGGCGCCCGCUCCGGUGAUGCCUAAUGGCAACUACCAUCCUAUGACUCGACAUACCUUACAGGCACUGAGCGCAGCGCCAACUCCUAAACUGAUCUCCGGGAAUGAAUGGCUGGCGCAGCGUGCGCGUAAACCAGCGGGGUAUAACUACAACCAGCACUGGCUCAUACAGGAGGCAGAACAGAGGCGUAUCGACGAGCAGCGCAGCAAGCUACGCGCCGCGCAGAGGCACUCCUACCAUCAAGACAUGCCCGCUUCGGCGCUGCUUAACAUGCAUCACAUCAGUACAAGCCAACAACACUUGCCACAAGAAUACAAGCGGCUAAUACGCGCCGACACGGAGCGGCCCGCCGUGCCGCCGCCCGUCCGGCCCGAGCCGCCGCUCCGCACCGGCUCCUCGCCGCGGGAACUGCGACCGGACAUCCGAGACCAGGCUCGCACGCACACCUCGCCCAACGCCAAGACCUCGCCUAGGAUAGAAAGCUUGGAGAAGAGGGAAGCGAAGAGCGAGCCCAGAGAAGAUAAGCUGCUCAGCGUUAGCGGGAGAAGAAAGUGCUCGCAUUGUGGAGAGGAAUUAGGUCGCGGGGCCGCCAUGAUAAUCGAAUCGCUGUCGCUGUGCUACCACGUGUGGUGCUUCACGUGCGCCGUGUGCGGCGCCGCGCUCGGCGACGGCCGCGCGGGCGCCGACGUGCGCGUGCGCGCGCGCCGCCUGCACUGCCACCACUGCUACAGCGGCGACGAUGGACGCAAGUACAGCGCCGUUUAGUGCACACUAUUACGGAAUGCUACGAAUACGUGCUUGCUACAGCAGAAACGGUUGCAUGUUCAGCGCCGUUUACACACAUCGCGCUGUCGAAUGCUACGUAACAGCUCAGUUACAGCAUAUCGGUUACAAGUACAGCGCCGUUUAGUGCACACUUGUUGCCUGCUACGUUUCUGCAACAGCGGCAACGAUGGACGCAAGUACAGCGCCGUUUAGUGCACACUAUUACGGAAUGCUACGAAUACGUGGUUGUUACAGCAGAAACGGUUGCAUGUUCAGCGCCGUUUACACACAUCGCGCUGUCGACUGCUAUGUAACAGCUCAGCUACAGCAGAUCGGUUACAAGUACAGCGCCGUCAGCGCCGUUUAGUGCACACUUGUUGCCUGCUACGUUUCUGCAACAGCGGCAACGACUGCAAGCAUCGCGGUCUAGUGGUUCCACUGCAACGGUUACUGGUGACUCCACACUGACGUCUCUCGAGCGUUGGCGCCAUAUCAACUCACUAUUGUGGGGGAUUUUACGUGUACGUGGAUAGGACUAUAUGAAUUCGACAUCAUUGUUUGAAUUUAGACCUUGACUGAACUUUCUCAAUUUAUUGGUUCAUUUACUACGCACUGUUCUUUGAAGUACCUACUUAAAGUAGAAAUCCGUUUGGCUCGAUCAUUCGGCUUAUAAGAGUAUAUUUAUUAAUCAAAUGGUCGAAUCACGUAUAGCUCUGUGUGUUUAAAUUCUAAGUACGGAUAAGAACACAUAGUAAAUUAUCCCUUCAAAAUGAAAAUGUACCUGAGCUUAUUGUAGUCAUAUUGAAAUCUUCGUUUGUUUUUAUUUCAAAUUGCAGUUUAGAGCUGUACUACUACAUAAUGUAUGAGACAGACGAAGAUGAAACAGAUUAUGGCGAUUUCGGUACGAUUUAGGUUCAAGGGCUACAAAUAUAGCCAUAUAAAGCUUUUUGUGUAGCAGUAUCAUUCAAGUUUGCAACUCUACUGUAUAGAAAUAUACCUUUGUUAGUAGAGAGACGAACUUGAUUAGGAUAACUAUUUUUAUAUGGAAAUGAAGUGGCAGGAGCAUAUGGCACAGUGACGACGGCUUGAGGCCCGUCGCUGUUUGUCGACUUUUCUGUUCGUAUUCACCUCCAAAACGUCUCGGCGACUCAGCUAGCUUCUGAGUCCGCUAUGCACGCUUUUGUAUUUUAUCCACAUUAUAGUACACCUUGCACAUGGGUUUGGUUUGUUAUGAUCUUGUAAUAAAUCUUAAUGCAAUUAUAAUAACGAGAAAUGUAGAUUGUGAUUGUUGAAUGUAUGAGUUUAGUCUUCAUAUAUGAUGCCAAUAUCAGUAAUUCAUUGUUAUCUAAAAAGUAUUGUAGAAUAAAAUUAUGGUUUUAGAUGUUGAAGUUUGAAGGUGUUUUCGUCAUGGGAUCAUGUCAUGUUAGACAAAAUGUACCUACGAGCGAACAGCCGGCCGUACACCAAAAAGUGAUUCGCGUUAUUGCAAUAAAUAAAGCACUCGUUAGAAAGAGGCUAACAGCCACAACAAUAAGCGAUGAUCUUGGCAGCUUUGUAAUUUUGCACUUUUUUUACGUUUCUGACUUUUUGUGCCAUGUCAAGUUUUUUUUUUGUUUGAUUAUAUCAAGGACCUAACACGCUACUUAUAUGUUAAUAAACACAGGUCAUGAGUAUAGGUUUGCACAUAAUAUACUUAUCGAGUUAUUUCAUUUUAAAUGGCACAUGUCUUGCGAAUGAGGCCUGAAUGUAGAUACGCCUUUUUACGCAAUGCAUUACUGUUAAAAAGAACAACAAAGUAAAUUGUAAUAUUUUGUAAAUAGAUUUAAUUUAUGUCUUAGAAUAUGUUACAGGUUAGCUUUAAUAGGUAGUAUUUUAGUGUAAAAGAGACAUUUAAUCCAAAUAUGUGUAUGAUUUAAUAUUUUGUAUAGAAAAAUCUAUAAUGAUUAUUUGUACUUCUCCACACCUUAACAUCUAAUUGUGAUUUUGUUUUAAACUGUACCUACUCUUUGAAUACUGUCCAGGUUAUUAGAAUUUUCAACUCUAAUGCGUAUAUUUUUAAUAAGUACAUGAUGGUGAGAAGCUCCAAACUGUGUAACAAUAAAUAUUUCUGGUUUAA
Messenger RNA from Leguminivora glycinivorella, 6658 nucleotides. RefSeq names its product LIM domain only protein 7 (gene smash). NCBI's taxonomy places the organism in Eukaryota, Metazoa, Arthropoda, Insecta, Lepidoptera, Tortricidae. The transcript is spliced from 17 exons. Gene Ontology annotation, biological process: regulation of focal adhesion assembly; positive regulation of stress fiber assembly. Gene Ontology annotation, cellular component: stress fiber. Gene Ontology annotation, molecular function: myosin II head/neck binding. The coding region runs from base 244 to 4542 and encodes 1432 amino acids. The record is from RefSeq and is a predicted model, not a curated record.